Messenger RNA from Pelodiscus sinensis (Chinese soft-shelled turtle), 4238 nucleotides. RefSeq names its product cadherin 17 (gene CDH17). Gene Ontology annotation, molecular function: cadherin binding; calcium ion binding; beta-catenin binding. The record is from RefSeq and is a predicted model, not a curated record. Gene Ontology annotation, biological process: calcium-dependent cell-cell adhesion; cell-cell junction assembly; cell morphogenesis. NCBI's taxonomy places the organism in Eukaryota, Metazoa, Chordata, Testudines, Trionychidae. Gene Ontology annotation, cellular component: plasma membrane; catenin complex; adherens junction.
CUGAGAAACCAUAAACUGUACAGAGAUACGCAAACAGACAUUAACUGCGGCAGGUGAUUCCAAAGGCUUAAGGAAGGAAAUGUAUUUUACAGAAACAACAUUUUCUUACUAAAGGAGUCAAAAUAAAAGAAAUCAUCAAGAUGUUUAAGCUCUGUGGAUCUGAUCUAUUCUAUCUUCUGGUAUUUUACCUGGCUGUGUGUAAUGGUAUGAGGAAAUUGGACCUCCGUGGACCUCUGCAAGACAUGACUUUCUCUGUUCAAGAAGGGACAACUGGAGUCCGUGUAAUAUACGAGUUUACAAUUGAGCCGCCUGCUGUCAGUUUGAGACUGUCUGGUGAAAAAGAUGGCAUCACUGAGAUUGCAUUAAGGGACGGAUAUCUAUAUCUCAACGGGUCAUUAGACAGGGAAAACAAGGCAAUCCACAGGCUACAGGUGGAGGCUCUGAAUGAAAAGGGAGAGAAAGUGAAAGGUCCCUACUCUAUUACUAUCAAUGUUCAGGAUAUUAAUGACAACUCACCAAAGUUUGACAAGACAAAAUACUAUGGAGUAGUAAGGCAGAAUUCCCGUCCAGGCAAACCCUUCAUGUAUGUCAGCGCCACUGACCGUGAUGAUCCUGCAACUCCCAAUGGCCAGCUGAGUUACAGCAUUCUCCACCAUUUCCCCAACCCUUACAAUGUGAUGCUUUUUCAGAUUGAUAACAUAACAGGAGCAAUUUCCACAAGUGAGAAUGGAUUUCAUCUCUUAGAUCCCCAAAAGCAAGAAAUGUUCCUUCUUGUUGUCACAGUAAAGGAUUUGGCAGGAAUGUCAGAGAAUGCUUUAACCAGUAACACUGAUGUGGAACUAAUUGUGAAGGAGAAUCUUUGGAAGGCACCUCCAGAUGUCUAUAUUAAAGAAAACUCUACUGAGCCUCAUCCCAUCGCUAUCGCACAGGUACAGUGGAAUGAGCCAGGUGCAAAAUAUGAACUUUUGGAAAAGGAGAGGCUGUCCAAGUUCCCAUUUACAAUUGACCAAAAUGGGACUAUUUAUGUGACUGAACCCUUGGAUAGGGAAGAAAAGGAACAGUAUUCAUUUUUUGCAACCGCAAAAGAUGAUGGAGGAGUGGACCUGGACCGACCUUUGUCAGUCACUGUUCUGGUUCAAGAUAUUAAUGAUAAUCCUCCUGUGUGUCAGAAGGCUUUGACUAUAUUUGAAGUUCAGGAGAAUGAAAAAGAAGGGAGUAAUAUUGGAACUCUUCAUGCAACAGACAUGGAUAAAGAAGACACUCUUAAUUCUCGCCUGCAGUUCCGUAUUGUGGACCAGAUUCCCAAAAUCCCUUUUGAUAACCUCUUUAUUAUCCAGCAAGAAGCUGGGACUUUCCAGUUAACUAGAGCUUCAUUAAACAAGAGGAUAAUUUCGAAUUAUUCUGUGACUGUAGAGGUGACAGAUAAAGUGUUCACAACAUUGUGUGAUGUGAAAAUAAACGUCAUUGACAUCAAUGAUCAGAUUCCCAUCUUUGAAAAAUCGGACUACGGUAUUUGGAAUAUUUCUGAAGAUACUCCAGUAGGAAAAGUAAUACUGGAAAUUCAAGCUGCAGAUGCUGAUGAACCUUUCACUGGGAGCUCUGAAAUCAUUUACAAAAUUGAAGGGGGAGACCAGAACAAAAUCUUUAUUAUAGAGACAGAUCCCCAAACAAAUAGGGGAUACGUCAAGCUUAACAAGGUUCUUGAUUUUGAAAUGUCUCCAGAGUACAACCUGACAGUCAAUGCCACAAAUCCAGAACCUUUGGUGCAUGGAGUACAGUAUAAUUCAAGCUCCACUGCUUAUUUCAGAGUAGUUGUGGUGAACAUGGAUGAAGCGCCAGUUUUCUCCAAGAACAUUUAUAUAGGAGAUACAUUUGAAGAUGUUACUGUAGGCACAUUGGUGACGACAGUGACGGCCAAUGAUCCUGAGGGAAGCAAGAUAAGAUACACGUUGAAAAACGACAAGAGAAACUGGCUGCGGAUCGAUACACUGUCUGGAAAGAUAUAUACUGCCGCUCCUUUGGAUCGAGAAGUAGAACAUGAAUAUAGAGUACAAGUCAUUGCGACAGAAGAAAAUAAAAAACCUCAGAGCUCCACAGCAGACUUCACACUAUACAUAAAAGAUGUGAAUGAUAAUCCUCCCCGGAUAGUAAAAGGUGAUUCACUAUUCUUCUGCCAUCCGCUCCAGAACGGAGUAAAAGCAGAGAUCCAGGCCACCGAUGACGAUGAACAACUGUAUUUUCCAAAUUUCACUUUUUCUCUUGGUGGUGAUGAAAAUGUACAGAAUGUCUGGGAAAUUUCUAGAAUAGAUGGCACCCACGCUUACCUUUCCCCGAAGCAGAGCAACCUAGAGAAAAAGAAUUACAUAGUUCCAUUAAAAAUUAAUGACAAUGGAAAGCCACCUUUGGAAGGAAACCUGACAGUUCAAGUAAAUGUCUGCAAGUGUACCGAUGAUCAUAGAUGUUUUAUAGAAACAGAGAACCACGGGGGGAUGCCAACCAUUGGCAUGGCGAUUGGGAUUCUUCUUGGCGUAUUGCUGUUCAUUGGUUUGAUUGUGGGAGGAGUAUUUCUCAAAAUGAAAAUCGAUGGAAAGAAAGAAUCUAAGACAAAUGCAGCUGACCCUUCUGAAUUGAAAACAUUAAAUUAAUUAUUGUUUGUUUUACCAGGAGAACAAAUGACUUUUCUAACUCAGACCUCACAUAAAUGUGUGUUCCAAAACUCUUGACACGAGCACGUGCAUGCAGGUUUCUUCUACAGCCCACUUUUAUUAGAUAUUAGGAUUCAGUUACAAAAUCAAAACCACACAAUGUAUAGUGACAGCUAUUAAUAAAAAUAUCAUUCCUUCCCAGGAAUUAAUCUGUUCUGGUACCAAAAAGCUGUGAUCCCACAAAGUCUUACAGUCCUGUUAAUGUGGAAACUUCUAGUAAAUGCAGACUACUCUAUAUUCUUAGAGAAAGUUUUUUUUUCCCCACAACUCUCUUUACACCAACAAGUUAACAGAAUGUCAAGUAAUGUACACAGAGAAUGUAAUUAAAUGAAGUUCUGCAGUAAAUUUAGGGCUUUCCCACAAAGUCAGAGAGAUCCCUUGACUGAAAUAACUGCUCCCCCAAAUUAUCUACACCUGGAGAUAUUAUGACAUGAAAUACUCUCACCUGCUUAUUAUUAUAUUAGUUUUGUGAAUUUAGAACAGGAAGAGUUACCUUAGCUCACCAAUAUGUUAAGCAAUUUAGGUUAGUGAAAUAGUACGUAUUUUUCCCCUUUAUUGUGUGUAUUCAUGAAUAGUCUAUAUAGUUUGUGUGCGCACCAUUGUCCUGCUUUAAUAUUCCAAGAAGAGCAAAAAAAGAAAGAUUAGUAAAGACUGUACUAAUUAGUUGACAUUAUAAUAUUGCAGAUAACUCCUGGCCCUGUACAUAUUAUAUAGUAGUUAUGUAUUCUCUCAAGGGAUUUAUUGCCUGUCCAUGAAAAAAGGAUAGAAAACUAAUGCUGUUUGGCAAUACUUAACAGAAAGCUUUCCAUGAUAGAGAUCUAAAAUGGUAACUUGACAUGUAUCUAAUUCAUGCCUGUUUAUAUCAAGAGGGAAUUUAUAAUCAAUGUGUAGUGCACCGAAAAUGUCUAUGCCUACAAGCUGUGUCUUGGAUUUCAGUGAAUUCCAUUUGGCCCAUAUAUCACAUUUUGGGAAGAAAGUACCAUUGGUUUAGAAAAUAGGCUUAUAUUAAUGCAUUAUUUGGUGGUAUGCUGAUAAAGGACUAUUUGUUUUAUUUUUUUAAGCAUGGAAUAAAAACUUACUUAUGUUCUAAAUUUGAAAGGCUGUGUUCUUUUAAAAGAGAGAGGGGGGAAAAGCUCCGCUAGAAGUGGGGAGUGGUAUGAGUGGGUGGGUGAAUGUUUACUUAGAAAUUGUUAGUCACUUUUGUAUAAAGUACACAUCUGGAAGGAAAGGAACAUUUCUCUGGUAUAAUUUCAUUAAAAUAAGUUUUCCUAGAGUACUGCCAAUAGAAACUUUGUUUUUGGCCUUUUGCCAUGUCUCACUACAUUAUAGUGUCCCUCUGUUGAAGGUUGGAGAGAUUUUGUUGCUUGCUGUGAGGGUUAUUUCACCUGCUGAAGUGUAUUUUAUAGUGAGAAGAUCUGUUCAUUGUGCUUGACAUCUGUGACAUUGAAGUACAUCAGAGGAUGCAGUGUUAGGGAUGAGUGCAUUUACAUUUGUAUAAAUCAUAUAAAUAAAAUAAAUGAUCAGGAACCAAAG